AUGGACCAACUAUUAGAGAAUUUUAAUGAAAACCGCCAAGAUGAUAUCACAAAUAUCCAAAGAAAAGUUAUUAAUAAGAGUGAUUCAGCAAAGAAUGAAUUCUAUCUAGGUUAUAAAGAUCGCAAUUACAAAUCACAAUAUUAUGAAAUGUAUAAAUUUAGAUUAUCUAAGCUGCGUGAAAGAGUUAGAAAGGAAUGCUUAAGUAAAUGGAAUUCUAAUGGUUUUACAUUAAGUAAUAAAAAAGUUGUAGAGAAGAAGAGAGUGCUAGAUGUGCAAGGAAAUGAACCAUGCUGGUGCAUUGGUACUAUAUAUUGUGAAAUGAAAUUUAAGCCUAACGUGUUUGAAGAAAUUGUUAGUGAUCAGUAUUCAAAUACAAAUAAUAUUAAAAAUAUUAAAAAUUAUACAGAUCCUGAUGGUAGCGAUGAGAUAAUGUUAGAAGAUGAAAGUGGUAGAAUCAUAUUAUGUGGUGAAUUAAUUAAAAAUACACCCUUUAUCACAGGUACAGUAGUCGGUCUAUUAGGAAUGGAGGCAGAAGCAGGCUCAUUCCAAGUUUUAGAUAUUUGCUAUCCACAGGCUAUACCACAAUUACCUGUACCAACUUCAAAUAAUAAUAUUAAAGGCAAAAAAAUUAUGUUUCUUUCAGGUUUGAAUAUUAACACUACUACGCCAAGUAAUUUAUUUAGAGCUCAACUUUUACAAGAAUAUAUUCUAGGUCGUAUAAAUAAUGAUAACGAUACUAUACUAAAUGAAAUUAGUUCCAUAAGUAAAAUAAUUAUCUGUGGUAAUUCUAUUGAAAGUAAUGUUAAUUUAAGAAACAAGAAAGACAAUGGUAUUGGAGAUUUAUUAAGUUGCAUUCAGGAAUUUAACAAAAUAUUAAUUAAUAUAUUACAAAGUAUACCAAUAGAGAUUAUACCUGGUGAAAAAGAUCCAAGUGAUAAGGGAUGGCCACAACAACCAUUUAAUAAAUCAUUAUUUGGUGACGAAUUGAAACCAUAUUUUGAUGUUAUUAAUGAUGAAUUAUUAAAAUGUGGUACAAACCCAUACUCAAUAAAAUUAGAACAGUAUAACAUUCUCAUAACCUCAGGAACCAAUAUUGAUGAUAUUUGUAAAUACAUUGUUACUGAUGAUGGAGAAGAUAAUGAUGAAAAAGCAGACACUAUUGAACACAGAUUAGAUAUUAUGGAAAGUACCAUGAGGUGGCAAAAUAUUGCGCCAAACGCUCCUGAUACUAUAAUUAGUUAUCCAUAUCUAAAUAAGGAUCCUUUUAUACUAGACGAAUGGCCAAACUUAUAUGUGGUUGGUAAUCAAAAAGAAUUCGGUGUCAGGGAUAUGACUGAUCCUAAUAUAAAGAUAAUUAGUGUACCAGUAUUCAGUUCGACUGGUGAAGUUGUCAUUAUGGAUUUAGAGACAUUGGACUGCAACGUCCUAAAAUUUGAAUUAUAA
Molecule: messenger RNA, 1443 nt
Organism: Henningerozyma blattae CBS 6284
Lineage: Eukaryota; Fungi; Ascomycota; Saccharomycetes; Saccharomycetales; Saccharomycetaceae
Gene: POL31
Product: DNA-directed DNA polymerase delta subunit POL31
Exons: 1
Coding region: 1-1443 (480 amino acids)
Biological process (GO): DNA strand elongation involved in DNA replication; DNA replication
Cellular component (GO): delta DNA polymerase complex
Molecular function (GO): DNA binding
Source: RefSeq, a predicted model, not a curated record